Molecule: messenger RNA, 678 nt
Organism: Oryza sativa Japonica Group (Japanese rice)
Lineage: Eukaryota; Viridiplantae; Streptophyta; Magnoliopsida; Poales; Poaceae
Product: NADH dehydrogenase [ubiquinone] iron-sulfur protein 5-B
Biological process (GO): mitochondrial respiratory chain complex I assembly
Source: RefSeq, a predicted model, not a curated record
GGGGCCACAUCGUCAGUGAAACGGACGGGUAUAGGGUUAGGGAGUUGGGGGAUCGGGAGGAAGAGAGUAGGGAGACGAGAGGAGGAAGAAGAGGCGGGCAGCGAGGAGGGAGGAGAUCGGCGGCGAGCGGCGAGAGGGGAGGAGAAGGUAGGUUGCGAUGGCGUCCGGGUGGGGCAUCAACGGGAACAAGGGGCGGUGCUACGACUUCUGGCUGGACUUCAGCGAGUGUAUGAGCCGCUGCCGCCAGCCCACCGACUGCGGCCUCCUCCGGGAGGACUACCUCGAGUGCCUCCACCACUCCAAGGAGUUCCAGCGCAGGAACAGAAUCUACAAGGAGGAGCAACGUAAGUUAAGAGCUGCUAUUCGUCGUAGGGAGGAGGCGGCAAAGGAGAAGGCUGAGGGAGCUCCUGCUGUUUCAGCUCAGCAUUAGCCACUCCGAUAAAAUUCAUGUGUGCUUUUUGUUUGCUGUCAAAACUUUGUUCUACUGUGAUGCUAAGAGCAAGGCAAUAAUUCCCCACCUUCAUGUUGGACUACACAAACUCUUUUCCCCUCUCACUCCAUGACUUUGAUCUGUAUCAAGGCGUUGCAUAAACCAUCAUGGUGAUGAAGUUUUCGUGCCUGUUUUGGAUAAUUUUGCGAUAAUGAUGGUUGGUUCGAUCAUCAUAUUUUGCACGUUUA